This is a messenger RNA of Dermatophagoides farinae (American house dust mite), 1824 nucleotides long. Lineage: Eukaryota; Metazoa; Arthropoda; Arachnida; Sarcoptiformes; Pyroglyphidae. The record is from RefSeq and is a predicted model, not a curated record.
GGUCCAUAUGUAUCAACUGGAUAUAAUAAUAAUAAUAAUAAUAAUGAUGAUUCAUUAUUAAUACAAACAUCACGUGGUAUGGUACGUGGACAACGUGUACGUUCAUUAAAUGGACGUUUAGUUGAUGAAUUUUUGGGAAUACCAUUUGCUAAACCACCUAUUGGUGAAUUACGUUUUAAACAUCCACUUCCAAUAGAUUUUUGGGAUGGUAUAUUCAAUGCUACACAAAAACCUAAAUCCUGUUAUCAGGUAGCUGAUCAUACAUUUGGUAUGAAUUUUUUAGGUACCAAUAUGUGGAAUGUUGAUCAGACUAACCUUGAUGAAGAUUGCCUUACAUUGAAUAUAUGGGUACCAUAUCCAAGGCCUAAAAAUUCUGCUGUAUUAGUAUGGAUAUAUGGUGGAUGUUUUUAUUCCGGUUCAAUAUCAUUAGAUUUAUAUGAUGGAAAAUUAUUCGCUACAGAAGAGAAUAUUAUAUUUGUCAGCAUUAAUUAUCGUCUUGGUAAUCUAGGUUUUCUUUAUUUUGAAAAUACCAAUGAUAUUGUUGGCAAUGCUGCUAUGUUUGAUCAGGUAAUGGCAUUACAAUGGAUACAUACAAAUAUUGAAAAAUUCGGUGGUAAUCGUCAUAAUAUAACAUUAUUUGGUGAAUCAGCCGGUGCAACUAGUAUUGCCUUUCAUCUAUUAUCACCAUUAAGUCAACAUUUAUUCAAUCAAGCCAUAUUACAAAGUGGUGCACCAACCGUACCAUGGGGUUUGGUUGAUAAGAAAAAAAUUCAUCAACGUGGCUUAAUGUUAGCAGAAUCGGUUGGUUGUCCAUAUGAUGAUCAACAAAUUGAUCGAGUACUUGAUUGUUUACGACAAACAGAUCCGGCAUUAUUAAUGCAGAAUGAAUCGACUGAUGCCAAUGGUGUUGUUGAAUUUGCAUUCACACCUAUUCUUGAUGGUGUUUUCUUGACUGAUUAUCCGGAAAAAUUGAUGCAAGAUAAACGUUUUAAAAAGACACGUUUAUUAUUAGGAAAUAAUAAAGAAGAGGGUACAUAUUUUAUUAUCUACAAAUUGAAUGAUAUAUUUAAAUUUGAAGAAGAUGUCUAUCUAACACGCGCCGAUUUCAAUAAGUCAGUCAGAUUAUUAACACCAAAUAUGCAUCCAAUAGGACAAUCAGCAAUCAUUUAUGAAUAUACUGAUUGGUUGAAUCCAGAUGAUCCAAUUAAAAAUCGUGAUGCUAUCGAUAAGAUUGUUGGUGAUUAUCAUUUUGUUUGUCAUGUGAAUAAAUUCGCCGAUCGUUAUGCAUCGGUUGGUAAUGAAGUUUAUAUGUAUUAUUUCACACAUCGUUCAACAAAAAAUCCAUGGCCAAAAUGGAUGGGUACUAUACAUGGUGAUGAGAUUCCAUUCAUAUUUGGUGAACCAUUAAAUAAAUCAAUUGGUUAUACACAUGAUGAAAUUGUUUUAAGUAAACAAAUGAUGAGAUGUUGGUCUAAUUUUGCUAAAACUGGCAAUCCAACAAUGGAUGAGAAUGGUAUAUGGUCACAAUUACAUUGGCCUUUAUAUACAGCAUAUAAAAAAGAAUAUCUUACAUUUUCAACAAAUUACAGUAUUGGACAAGGAAUACGUACCAAGCAGUGUGCCUUUUGGCAAACCUAUUUACCUCAAUUAAUGGACAAUCUAACUUUACUUGAAGAAAAGAUUCACAUGUGCCAUAAUUCGGCCAUAUCAUUAUUCAACCAACGAUUUAAUAUGAUGAUGAUGAUCAUCAUCAACAUUAUUAUUUCAACAACAACAAUCAUCACCGUUGUCGUUGAAUAUCAAGGACAAUCUAUAAAAAUAUAG